This is a messenger RNA of Brachypodium distachyon (stiff brome), 1651 nucleotides long. Its product is annotated as probable protein phosphatase 2C 44. Gene Ontology annotation, biological process: protein dephosphorylation. The record is from RefSeq and is a predicted model, not a curated record. Gene Ontology annotation, molecular function: protein serine/threonine phosphatase activity. The coding region runs from base 307 to 1263 and encodes 318 amino acids. The transcript has 5 exons. Lineage: Eukaryota; Viridiplantae; Streptophyta; Magnoliopsida; Poales; Poaceae. Gene Ontology annotation, cellular component: cytosol; nucleus.
CCGUUCCAAUCACCCCUCAAAACGGAGCAUCCUCCUCUUCUUCUCCUUGUUAAAAAACAAAUCUUCCCCCACGCCGGCCGGCCGCCGUUCCCAUCCCGUCAACCCCGAAGCAAAGCAAAGCAAAGGCAGCGAGAAGCACGAGGGGUAGGGGGGAAAGGAACCCAGGAAGAUUUUGAUUUUUCCUUCCGGAUUACAGAAGCUCCGUCUCUUUCUCUGUCCCGCGGACUCCACGACGGACGGGGGAAUUAGCCGAGGGGUCGAUCGAUUCGGCAGCGCGCGGCCCUGCCAGUGGUGUCGUGGUGCGCUAUGGCUGGCGGCGCGCGGGCGGAGAUUCAGCCGGCGGCGGCGUCGUCGUCGUCGUCGUCGUCCGCUCCGUUCCCGUCCGCGGGGCGCCGCGGCAGGAGGCGGCCCGACAUCCUCACCAUCCUUCGGACUCUGGUAUGUCUUGAUUCAUCAAAUCCUGAUACUGGAAGGGGUCGGAGUAAGUUGUCAAGCAAUAAAGUAACACAUGGAUUCCACUUAGUUGAAGGAAGAUCUGGCCACGACAUGGAGGACUACCAUGUAGCAGAAUAUAAGUAUGAAAAUGAUCACGAGCUUGGCCUCUUUGCCAUUUAUGAUGGCCAUUUGGGAGAUACGGUGUCCAGCUUCUUGAAAGCUAAUCUUUUCAACAACAUACUAAAAGAGCCUCUCUUCUGGACGAAUCCUCAAGAAGCAAUUAAAAAUGCAUACAGCUCUACAAACAAAUACAUUCUUGAAAAUUCUAAACAACUUGGACCGGGUGGUUCAACCGCAGUUACUGCUAUCAUAGUUGAUGGCACAGAUUUGUGGGUAGCAAAUAUAGGCGAUUCUAGGGCUGUCAUAUGUGAAAGAGGUAGUGCUAUUCAGGUUACUGUGGAUCAUGAACCCCAUACAGCUGAUGAACGAAAGAGGAUCGAAAAGCAAGGUGGUUUUGUUUCUACUUUUCCUGGUGAUGUUCCUCGGGUAAAUGGCCAACUUGCGGUUGCAAGAGCAUUUGGUGAUCAAAGUCUCAAGGCACACUUGAGCUCAGAACCUGAUUUUAAGCAUGUAGCUAUAAACUCAAGUAUAGAAUUUGCCAUACUUGCCAGUGAUGGAUUAUGGAAGGUCAUCAAGAACCAAGAAGCUGUUGAUCUGGUGAAAUCAGUCAAGGACCCGCAGACUGCAGCAAAGCGGUUAACAUCAGAGGCACUUGCGAGGAUGAGCAAGGAUGAUAUUUCGUGCAUCGUCAUCCGUUUCCGAUGCUAAUUCUCAUACUCCAUGCCCAUCCAGCUCAUGAACCUGAAUCUUCCUCCUCGUACCGUCUCCCUGCAGUUGUGCCGUUUGCUGAAUCUUUGUACAUUGUGGCUGGUGGCAUCUGCUUUACAUUAGCUCAGGAUUGAUUUUUCGGUGUUCAUUCUUCCAUGCAUAUAAAUAUACAUGUUAGAAAUAGUAGACUGCUCAUUUCAAGAAAAGGGAAUAACACACUGUCCAUGAAAAGGAAGAAGUGCAGAUUGCUGUAAGCUUAUAACCGUGUGCAAAACAAUGAUUUCACUUGCCGUGUGUCUUGGCUCAACUUUUUUUGUGCAUAUGUACGUGUUGGAAGAAUGUAAUGAUACAUUACCUCGCGACAUCUAUUGUACAUUUGAUUAUCCUA